GCAUAUGCUCUCACGAACCGGUAGGGUUUCAUACAUCCACACAGCUCUGAUUUCAUCCUCUCAAUGGCAGUUUGUGAAGAGCGAUCACCAUCUUUCUCAGCGAUCAACUCUUGAGCAGCCUUGAAGGAUCACAUUUGUUCAUCAUGUUCGAAGCACAUGUCUUACAUUUGCUUAGGAGAUACCUGGGUGAAUACGUCCAUGGACUCUCAGCAGAGACAUUGCGGAUAAGUGUCUGGAAAGGUGACGUGGUUCUCAAAGAUUUGAAGUUAAAGGCAGAGGCACUGAAUUCACUGAAACUACCAAUAACUGUAAAAGCUGGUUUUGUAGGUACUAUAACCCUAAAGGUUCCAUGGAAAAGCCUCGGAAAAGAGCCUGUUAUUGUUCUCAUUGAUAGAGUUUUCGUUCUUGCUCAUCCUGUUGUUGUUGGUAGAUCUCUUAAGGAAGAGGACAGGGAAAAACUUUUUGAGGCCAAACUCCAACAGAUUGAGGAAGCAGAAUUGGCCACCCUUGAAGCACUAUCAAGGUCAAAGCUUGGAGGAAAUCCAGCUGUAGGAAAUUCUUGGCUGGGAUCAUUAAUUGCUACAAUAAUUGGAAAUCUUAAAAUCUCAAUUAGCAAUGUUCAUGUCAGAUAUGAGGAUUCUGUCAGCCAUCCCGGGUAUCCAUUCUGUUGUGGUAUUACUCUUGCAAAGCUCGCAGCGGUGACAAUGGAUGAGCAAGGCAAUGAAACCUUCGAUACAAGUGGUGCUUUGGAUAAAUUACGCAAGUUGGUUCAACUUGAAAGGCUUGCUGUAUACCAUGAUACUAACACUGAGCCAUGGAAGCUAGACAAGAAAUGGGAGGAUCUUACACCUGCAGAAUGGAUCGAGAUAUUUGAAAAUGGCAUUAAUGAAUCGACAAAUAUCAACACGGUGGUAUCUGCAUGGACUAGGGAGCACAAUUACUUGGUAUAUCCAAUCAAUGGGGUACUUAAAUAUCACCGGCUGGGAAACCAAGAAAGAAGUGAUCCUAGUGUUCCUUAUGAGCAGGCUUCUUUGAUUAUCAGUGAUGUCUCUUUGACAGCUACAGAGAUGCAGUAUCAUGACUGGAUCAGACUUAUGGAGGCUAUUUCAAACUAUAAGACAUAUGUAGAAGUUUCUCAUUUAAGACCACUAAUUACAGUUUCAGAGAGACCCAGUUUAUGGUGGCGCUAUGCUGCCCACGCUGGAUUGCAGCAAAAGAAAAUUUGUUACAGGUUCUCAUGGGAUCAAAUCCAACAUCUAUGUAAUUUGCGUCGGUGUUAUGUACAAUUAUAUGCUGAAUCAUUGCAAAAGCUGUCAAAUGUUGAUAAAUCCAAAAUAAGAAGCAUCGAGAAGGAUCUUGAUCCCAAGGUUAUUCUACUGUGGAGGUUUCUUGCUCAUGCAAAAGUGGAGUCUGUCAAAUCAAAGGAAGCAGCUGAACAAAGAAUGCUUAAAAACAGAAGCUGGUUUUCAUUUGCAUGGCGAGCUGCUCCAGAAGAUUGCUCAGCUGGGGAGAGUUCUGAGGACUCAAAAUCUGUAGAAGAUACAUUGACCAAGGAGGAAUGGCAAGCCAUCAAUAAAUUGUUAAGUUACCAGCCAGAUGAGGAUCUGGCACUGCAACAUGGAAAGGAGACACAUAAUAUGACACACUAUUUGAUUAAUGUUUCUAUUUGUAGAGCAGCAGCAGCGAUCAUAAAUGUUGAUCAAACAGAAAUUCUUUGUGGGAGAUUCGAAAAUCUUAACUUGUUGACCAAGUUAAAGCAGCGAACCAUACAAUGUGAUGUCUCUUUAAAAUUUUAUGGGCUGUCUGCUCCUGAGGGUUCGCUUGCCCAGAGUGUUUGUAGUGAGCAGAAGGUAAAUGCAUUAGAAGCUAGUUUUGUGCACUCACCAUCUGGAGAAAAUGUUGAUUGGAAGCUAUCCGCAAGAAUUUCUCCAUCUCAUGUCACAGUUUUCAUGGAGAGUUACUAUCGAUUCUUAGACUUUGUAAACAGGAGCAAUGCCAUUAGCCCCAUUCUUGCAGUAGAAACUGCAACUGUAAUCCAGAAUAAAUUUGAAAAAAUGACUCGGAGAGCGCAGGAGCAGUUUCAAAUGGCAUUGGAAGAGCAAAGCAGAUUUGCUCUUGAUAUUGAUUUGGAUGCUCCAAAAGUUAGAGUUCCUUUGAUAUCACAUCUCUCCUGUAAAUGUGAUAGCCAUCUCCUUUUAGACUUUGGGCAUUUUACAUUGCAAACAAAGGAGGAUGGACAUUCCCAUGAGCAGGGACAAAGUUUGUAUUCUCGUUUUUAUAUCUCUGGAAGGGAUAUAGCAGCAUUCUUCACAGAUUGUGGUUCAGAUAAUCAAACCUGCUCUUUGGCAUCUCAACCUUCUAAUUCUCCUACUUUGGAAGACAUUAAUAAUAUAUAUUCCCUCAUUGAUAGAUGCAGAAUGGCUGUAAUUGUAGAUCAGAUUAAAAAUCCUCAUUCCAGCCAUUCUUCAACACGCAUCUCUGUUCAACUUCCAAGCAUUGGAGUUCACUUCUCACCAGCUAGACUUCACAGAUUGUUGGAAUUGUUUGAUAUACUCCAUCGCACAAUCCCCGAUACUGAACAGCACCCACUUUUCGAAAGUACACAAGCCGAACUUUUUCCCUGGCACCCACCUGAUCUAGCAACUGAUGCUCGGAUACUUGUAUGGAAGGGAAUUGGAUAUUCCAUUGCUGCUUGGCAACCAUGUUAUCUUGUGCUUUCUGGAUUGUACCUUUAUGUGUUAGAGUCUGAAGGGUCUCACACUUAUCAAAGAUGUUCAAGCGUGGCUGGUAGACAGGUGUUUGAAGUUCCUCAGACAAAUGUUGGGGGUUCCCCAUCAUGCAUUGCUGUCAGUGUCAGAGGCAUGGAUCUACAGAAGGCAUUGGAGUCAUUUAGCACACUGAUAAUAGAGUUUCGUGAUGAGGAGGAAAAAACUACUUGGUUAAGAACACUUGUACGAGCUACGUAUCGAGCUUCUGCUCCCCCAUCAGUUAAUGUACUUAGAGAGCUAAGUGACGGUGCAUUAGAACUUGCUGAGACCCAUUCUAUAAAUGAAGAUAUGGCUGAACUUGUUGUUAAUGGAUCAUUGGUAGAGAUGAAGCUAUCACUGUAUGGGAAGAGUGGAGAUGAGAUUGACAAUACAUAUGAUGAAACACUAAUCCUUGAGGUUCUUGCAGUUGGUGGAAAGGUGCAUGUUUCACAAUGUAGUGGUGACCUAACAGUAAAGAUGAAAUUGCAUUCAUUGAAAAUUAAGGAUGAACUUCAGUAUUCUCUAUCUUCAGGUCCACAAUACUUGGCUUGCUCUGUUCUGCCAGAUCAGUCUGCAGCUACCUCGCCUGGUACAACAGAUUCCCAUGGCAAGGAGCUGGCUUUCAUGACAAGGGAAGAAGAAGAUGUAUUCAAGGAUGCCUUACAAGAUUUCCUAUCAUUACCUGAUUAUGGUGAAGCCAUUACCCCGGAGAAGGAUUCAAUUAAGGGAAGAAGUGACUUUGCUGAAGUAUUUUAUGAAACACAAAGCUCUGAUUACUCUGAUUUUGUCUCUCUUUCAUACAUUUCACGUCAACCUAGCUCUCCUGACUAUAAUGGUAUAGAUACACAGAUGAGUAUUAGUAUGUCCAAGUUGGAAUUUUUUUGUAACAGACCUACUCUUGUUGCUUUGAUUGAUUUCGCCAUUGAUGUGAGUUCUGAAAGCAGUGGAGUUGCUGAUGAAAACAUCAUAAAAGAUCCAGUGGAUGAGUCAGCUAUUAAUAAAGAGAAGUUAGAAGAGCAUGUGCAUAAAUAUGUAAAAGGAUUGCUAGGUUAUGGAAAAAGCCGUGUUGUAUUUAAUUUGAACAUGAAUGUUGACAGUGUUACAGUUUUCCUUAACACAGAGGAUGGUUCUCAGCUUGCAUUGCUUGUGCAAGAAUGCUUUAUGCUUGAUAUUAAGGUUCAUCCUAGUUCUACUUCCAUAGAAGGCACAUUGGGAAACUUCCGACUUUGUGAUCUAACACUAGGAUCAAACCAGCAAUGGGGAUGGCUUUGUGAUAUACGUAAUCAAGGGACUGAAUCACUGAUUCAGUUUGCAUUUAGUUCUCACAAUUCUGAAGACGAUGAUUAUGAAGGGUAUGAAUAUAGCCUGUGUGGCCGACUAUCUGCAGUUCGAAUUGUUUUCCUCUAUAGGUUUGUUCAAGAGAUAACUGCAUAUUUUAUGGGGCUUGCCACUCCACAUACUGAGGAAGCUAUUAAGUUUGUAGAUAAGGUUGGAGGGAUUGAGUGGUUCAUAGAGAAAUAUGAAAUUGAUGGAGCCACUGCAAUAAAGCUGGAUCUUUCUCUCGAUACUCCUCUGAUAAUUGUACCGAGGAGUUCUACAAGUGAAGAGUUAGUGACUGUCCGUCCAAGCUGCAUUAAUUUUUUAAACUUCACUUUUUAGCAGUUUGACCAGUCUAAUAUGAUCCUUUGUAUCAUAAAAUGACGAGGAUACUCACUAGUCAAAGAACUUGUUUGAAGGAUGAUCUCUUCUAGUGCUUUAGUCUACCUCAUUGAUAUCAUUACUGUUUCCCAAUGUGACAUUUUCAGUAGACAUUCUUUGUAGAUUU
This is a messenger RNA of Cuscuta campestris, 4572 nucleotides long. The record is from the annotation of a GenBank genome assembly. Lineage: Eukaryota; Viridiplantae; Streptophyta; Magnoliopsida; Solanales; Convolvulaceae.